This is a messenger RNA of Paramisgurnus dabryanus, 2407 nucleotides long. RefSeq names its product SH3-domain binding protein 2 (gene sh3bp2). Gene Ontology annotation, biological process: signal transduction. Gene Ontology annotation, molecular function: SH3 domain binding. NCBI's taxonomy places the organism in Eukaryota, Metazoa, Chordata, Actinopteri, Cypriniformes, Cobitidae. The record is from RefSeq and is a predicted model, not a curated record.
GUGAGCCAGGAGAGGAAAUGACUCGCACUGUGCAUGAGGCUGAGAUCACAGGCCGUCUCUGCUCAUCCACACUGCAGUGCCUAAACUGCCUUUUUUAACUUCCGACUAUAUGCUCAAGUAUCACUCAAAGAACAUGGUGACAAAUACUAGCAUGUACGAAUGGCUCUUUCUGUGAUUAAAAAACAAUCAUUCGGUUAUUCACAACAAUCCCGUUCAAAGAUGUGCAUAAAACACCAAAUUAACAGAAACAUGGAUGCUACACCAAUCUCCUGGCCCCCUCCUAUGAGGGCUAUUGGAGCUCAGAAUCUGCUCACCAUGCCAGGAGGAGUGACCACGUCUGGAUAUCUGCACAAGAAAGGGGGCAGCCAGUUCAGCCUGAUGAAAUGGCCUCUUCGGUUCAUCAUAAUCCAUAAAGGCUGUGUGUACUAUUUCAAGAGCAGUACUUCAGCCACACCACAGGGAGCAUUCUCUCUCAAUGGCUACAACAGAGUUUUACGGGCAGCAGAAGAGACAACAUCUAGCAAUGUUUUUCCUUUCAAGAUUGUGCACUUCAGUAAAAGACAUCGCACUUGGUAUUUUUCAGCGGCGAGUGAGGACGAGAGAAGGAAAUGGAUGCGACUCUUAAGAAAAGAAAUAGACCAUUAUAAUGAUAAAAGAGAAUUGCAGAUUCCAAGUGACGAUUUAGAUGCUGAGAGUGUCUAUGGUCCUUUAGAAGAACCUGUGGAAAUCAGUCAUUUUGAAGAUAAUGAUGAACCAGAUUAUAUGACACAAGAUGAAGACAGUGAUGGAGAAGACAACCUCAAAGAAGAUGAACCACAAGUGCCAGUGCCACCAGGUCGACCCAUGGUUCCACCUCCACCCUAUCCCCCACCUCCAGUUCCUCACCUGUCUAGAGAAAACCAUCUAACGAAGGGACUACCACCUCCACUACCCCCACCAUUCAAAAAACCUCCUUCCUGCAUACCUAUAAACAAGGGCCCACCUCCACCACUACCAUUUGCUCCGCAUCUACAGAAAUCAGAUGUGCAUCCACCAUCCAGAGGUCCUCGGGGUCCUAUGCCUCCACUACCUCCCCUGCCCGGCUCCUUUUCCACAAUCCCUAUUUCCGAGAAGAAGCCUAAUACCGCUCUUAUCGGUUAUACCUCUGCUACUUUACCUGUUGUUGACAACUUGCAAAAAGUAAUUUUAAACCCUGUAAAUAAAUCACCCAGUUCUUGCUUGGGGGGAAGGUCCGUAACAGAGAACAAGCUAUUGUCACCUCACCUAUCGUCUCCUUUGGGUAACAAGACUCAGGUGGCCCAGAUACCAAAGCCUCCAUUACCAUCCAAACCAAAACCCAGUAGGCCCUCCUUACAAAGAGAAUCACCAGAUGGACAGAGUUUUCGUUCCUCUUUGGAAGAGAACCCUUUAAGAAAGAGAGCACCUCAGAGACAUGAUGAAUCAGAUUAUGAAGACUAUGAAAAUGUGCAAUUACCUUCAUCCGUCUUUGUGGACUCCACAGAAACCAGUAAUGUUGAGAAAUUAUUUAAAGAGACAUACAGUUCUCCAAAGAAUGGCCUUUAUUGCAUCCGAAAAUCAGGAACAGGAAAAACAUCACAGGUGUUGGUUGUUUGGGACACGAGUAUAAAUAAAGCCAGAAACUACAGGCUCUUUGAGGAGGACCAAAGGGUGUACCUGGAGACAGAUCUGACUUUCUCAACAUUAGCUGCUCUUGUUGAGCACUACUAUAUUAACCCACUGCCCAGCAGCAACAACCACUUGCCCAUCAACUCUUUGUGCUUACAGAUACCUUAUGGCUACAGUCCACCUAGGUGACAUCUGCCUUCUUUACCUGCUAAUACACCCAAAUGCUCUGUUCAAGUUUAGGUUUGGGGCUCUGUAAUAUUCUGUAAAAAUGCAGAUUUCUCCAUCUGCUGGUUAUAAAUAUAAAUUUUCAUAUUUUGUGAAUAACCUUAAUAAAUAAAAAACAGUAAAAUUCACUGUUAUUGAUGGGUGGAAGGAAAAUAAUGCAGUGAAUUGACGAGAAUUUUGUAAAUAAUUUGGAUAAGUAUAAAAAUCAUUUAGGUCUUAUGACUAUUCAGGGAACUUCAUAUUUUAGUUUGAAUUCAGACUACUGAAAUUAAGUAGUGAGUGAAUGAGUGAAUUUAAUGAAAUCUUGUCAAUUCUUUGUUAUGAAUUGUCACACAUUAAUAUCUGAUUUGGCCAUCAUGUAGAAACCACAAAAUGCUACAUUACUGAAAAUAACUUUGCUAAUUGUUUGCAAAACAAUAACAUCGUGAAUGUUAUUUCAUUUUUCCAAUAUUGUAUAGAUUGUGUUUGUACAUAUUAUACAUAUGUUUUUUAAUAACACUGUGGAAUCCCGUGAAUGAAAAUAAAAACUUUUUCUGCACAGUUCUGCAGUAAACUA